Messenger RNA from Protopterus annectens (West African lungfish), 5813 nucleotides. It is a transcript of the gene DRG2, whose product is annotated as developmentally regulated GTP binding protein 2. Gene Ontology annotation, molecular function: GTP binding; GTPase activity. Gene Ontology annotation, biological process: cytoplasmic translation. NCBI's taxonomy places the organism in Eukaryota, Metazoa, Chordata, Ceratodontiformes, Protopteridae. The record is from RefSeq and is a predicted model, not a curated record. Gene Ontology annotation, cellular component: cytoplasm. The coding region runs from base 276 to 1370 and encodes 364 amino acids. The transcript has 13 exons.
ACGUUUUAUUGUUGCACAGUUGCGAACUCUCCGGGCAGUUUCCGGCUUGGUACUAGUCGUGUGUUCUCUUCUGUAGAAAAAGUUAGCUUGGCAGCUGGUGUGAAAUCUGCUAGGGCUAACAACAUUGGUUGUUGGACAUUAGUUUUUCAUUAGUAGUUUGAACUUGACAGUUCAUGUGUUGCUGAGGCAGUUUUGAUUUCUUCAAAGCAGUUGCUGCUUGUGGAGUUGCCAGGCUGACAAUUUAGUUCCAGAGGUUUCCACUUCAGCCGUCAGACAUGGGGAUUUUGGAAAAAAUAUCCGAGAUCGAGAAGGAGAUUGCUCGAACUCAGAAGAAUAAAGCAACUGAAUAUCAUCUGGGUUUGCUAAAAGCCAAACUUGCGAAAUACCGAGCACAGCUUCUGGAACCAUCCAAAUCUGCUGGAGCUAAAGGUGAAGGCUUCGAUGUAAUGAAAUCUGGAGAUGCCAGGGUGGCACUGAUUGGUUUUCCAUCUGUCGGUAAGUCCACCUUUUUGAGCCUGAUGACUUCUACUGCCAGUGAAGCUGCUUCAUAUGAGUUCACAACUUUGACAUGUAUUCCUGGUGUCAUAGUGUAUAACGGUGCCAACAUUCAGCUUCUGGACUUGCCUGGAAUCAUCGAAGGAGCAGCACAAGGUAAGGGUCGUGGUCGUCAGGUCAUCGCUGUGGCUCGAACAGCAGAUGUUGUGAUCAUGAUGUUAGAUGCCACUAAGGGUGAUGUACAGAGGGAUCUUCUGGAGAAGGAAUUGGAGUCUGUGGGAAUUCGGCUGAACAAGCGAAAACCAAACAUUUACUUUAAGCCUAAAAAGGGAGGUGGCAUAUCUUUCAAUUCCACUGUGCCGCUGACACAGUGCUCAGAAAAACUGGUGCAGCUAAUUCUUCAUGAAUACAAAAUAUUUAAUGCAGAAGUUCUGUUUCGAGAUGACUGUAGUACAGAUGAGUUUAUCGAUGUAAUUGUGGGAAAUAGGGUGUACAUGCCCUGUCUAUAUGUUUAUAAUAAAGUUGAUCAGAUUUCCAUGGAGGAGGUGGAUCGGUUAGCCAGACGGUCUCAUAGUGUUGUGAUUAGUUGUGGAAUGAAGCUGAACCUUGACUAUCUAUUGGAGAUGCUCUGGGAAUAUUUAUCUUUGAUCUGUAUCUUCACCAAGAAAAGAGGAGAGAGGCCUGAUUUUGGAGAUCCUAUUAUCAUGCGCAGAGGAGCGUCAGUAGAACAUGUGUGUCACAGAAUUCAUAGAACUCUUGCCAGCCAGUUUAAAUACUCUUUAGUGUGGGGAACUAGCACAAAAUAUAGUCCACAGAGAGUUGGAUUAACUCAUAUAAUGGAACAUGAAGACGUCAUCCAGGUUGUAAAGAAAUAAACAUUUUAGGCAUUUUCUUUGAAUGCUGCACCCAUUUGUGUCCCCACUGCAAAAAUUGAAGAAAAAAGACACUUUGAGAUCUGCAGUAUUUUGCCUAUGAAGCCAGUAGCGAUGGAAGACAAGACUGGAACACUCCCACUUGCAGCAUGAUGUGAUAAUCGCAUCAUUACCAGCCGUGAAUGUAUUUUUGUAACAUUAUGGAAAGCCAAAAUGUGCCUGUUAAAGCUGCAGAUCAAAGGAUUUUAUGCAUUUGUAUGUAUUGAUCAGGGGGGAGGGGUAUGUUGGGCAUACUUCCUGAACAGAUGUUCACGUAUAUAUUAGUAAUCAGUGACUUUGCCAACUGAAACAUUUGUUACUUUCAUCUUCAGACUUUUGUUAACCUGUUUCCUUCACAUACCAGUAAUUAAAUGUUCUCAUUAUUCAAAAGACACUAAUACAUUGAGUAGAUAACGUAUUCAAGUCUGAAUUUGCAAUGCUCCGUCAUAUUUUCAUUUUCUGGCACAGCUGCUUUGAAGACAUUGCCAUAUAUUUCAUGACAGUGUAGUUUGUUGCCAGCGUUUUGCAUGCAGUACAAUUGUUGCAGUUAUAAGUAACAUUAUUUGAUAUAGGAACAUUGUAAAUUGUCAGUAAAUGUUGCUUCAGAGCAUUGUAACAUAGCAGAAUGUUCAGCACAGUACAGACAAGUGCAUUUAUAGUAUUGGCAACAAACAUAUACACAUCAGAUUCAGUUGUUUUCUUCUAUAAUGCAGUAGAAAAGAGCCUGAAGCAUACAAUUCCAGACAUUUUUUUCUGUUGUGAUUGCAAAAAUUCCAGCAUAGCUGUUUUGUUUGGAUGGUUCCUAAGCUGUGUGAUGUACAUUACCUUUUUUUCAGUGUGGCUUUCCAGAGCUUCACCUUUAAUGCUGAUGAAACUGAAGGAACGGCUUGAUCUUUCUUACUUGUAGAUAAUGUCCUUAAACUUCUAAAUAUCUAAGAAUUUAAAACAUAGAAUUCCAGAAUAAGAAGCCCUAGUCUUCAGGUGGGAGGAGCAGUCCCAGGUCUUCUUUUGUUUACAGAGGAGUGUUAUUAAAAACAGCACUUUGGUAAGAGCUUAACAUUUCCUUAUCUGUCUAUAAGUUACUGUGGUGGAUGCUAAAUUUAAGUGUUUGCAGUACUGGUCUGACCUGUAACUUAUAAUUUAAGUGAUCAGUUUCUCUGAAGAUGCUGCAGAAUUGUUGUAUAUUUAUCAUUAUGAAGUAAAAGUUUACAUUAUAUUAUUUUUGAAUUUAUUAGAAAAAGGUAAAUUAAAACAGUAGAAACAUCAGCCUUUACUGUGUUAACUGUGCUGGUCAUGUGGCCUAUGAGACUUGAAUGUCAUCAUUCGGAAAACAGGUUAUCUCAUUAAAUGAGAACCUAGUUAAAAAGUAAGUGUGACAUGAAAGUGCACUUUUGGAGUUCCCACUUCCCUUUAUCUUCCAUGUUGUCACAUUGGCUCUAAACGUCACUUUUAUUGCCUUUCUGAUACCGAUUCUGUUUUAAAUACUGUGAAGAGCUCUAGAGGCCUGACACAGCCCCAGAAGGAGGAGAGCUGUUCCUUGUAAAGCAUUCCUAAAAAGAUGCCAAGUUGUAGCAGACCAUCUUAACUUGACAAGGCACGAAAAAGUACCUUUUGAUAAGAUGGUAAGCAAAGUCCCAUCUCCCUGAGUUGCGGUAACACGAAUGUAAAAAAAUCCCAAAGCACUUAACAAAGAAGGGGAACUCCCUAGCACCUUUUGACAAAUUUCCCUAGUUAUUGUGAAUGCCACCAUGAUUUUCCUCUGAAAAGAGGCAGCUGGUGCAGUGGGACUAUACCCCAGUCAACAGAGUAAGCAAAUAAAAACAAUGCCAUAAUUCUGUCUAAUUCCAAGGGCUGUAGUGAUUUGCACUCUAACAAAAUUUGUAACCAGGAGGGUUAUAUAAAGGCUCAGCUCUAUGACAAGAGUAUUAAAGUGAGUUUUGUUUAGAAACAGAGUGGGUUGAUGGAUUGUUGAUUAAACUAUCAAAGUAGAGAUUAUGACAAAGCAGACAGGUUCCUGGCCUUCCUUUAUAAACCUGUUAUGAUACUAGUAGUGUCCCUGCUAACAUGCAUGUAAUUUGCUUUUAUGUCAGACUUAUGACUGAUAACUGCUUUGAAGUUGCUCAUUAUCACAACAAUUUGUAAAAUUGAAAUACUGGUAAUGUGUCUACAAAGUUGACUGCCAUCUCUAGUGGUAUCGGUUCCUGAAUAAUUUUUAUUGAUGUUCAGGUUUCAGUUGCGGGAAAUUAGAUGGUGUAUCUUCAAGUGAUCUUAUUUGAUGUAUCCUGUGAAGAUUGUGAAUAUAUGCUGGUAAAUUCUGUAGCAUUCAUAUCACAUACUAAUAUGGCUGAAGUAGUUUUCAGUAGUCCUUUGACCAUGACUGUAAAAGUAGACAUAUCACCGAGGUGCAGUGGUUCUGAAGUAUUCAUUCCUGCUCAAGUUGAGCAAAAUGAGUUAGCCUUUGUUCCCAAAUAACUUGGGUUGCAGCAAGUCCCUGGGGUCCAAUUCUAGUUUCAGUUCCUAUAAUUUCAUUUGAAAUUUCAUACAGUACUUGAUUGAUGUUUACCCUUUUUUUCUCCUCUACUUUACUGCUGUAUUUUCUUGUCGUACACUGCCCUUACUGAUAACAGACUUCAUGCUCCUAUUUUCAGUGUACUUGUGGCACUUUCUGUGAGGACAAGCUUAGCUACCCCUGAAGUGGCCAAUGACCUGUCCAAGUCUGUUUUUUGAUACUCUGUAGGUGCCGAUUGCUGACUGGGUUUUUGAGAAGUAUUUUCAUUCCCAGUGUAAAGAUACUUUUUCUGAAGCACAUUUUGCAUCUUCACUACUGUGGUUUUAACAUCUAGCCAAAUGUAUUGUAGCCCUGAUUAAUUGUCUUCUGUGGUAUCUGUUUUAAUUUUAGAAAAGCAGAAACACAUUGCAUCUGGUAGCUAGACUUUGGGAUUUGUGAAUUUCUUAAAAUAUUCAGUAAGGUUGUAGGUUCACAGGUUACACACACAGGUUACUUGCCUGGGCCUUUUUAAGCCUAACCAAUUACCCCAUGUGAGAAUCAAACCCUGAACUUUUGUUUGUAAGGUAAACACCUUAACCACUGUGCCAGCACAUUGUAGCAUUUUUUUGGGGGGUUUGGUACUUGAGAGCAGGAUUCAAACUUUGUAGCAUGUUUUGUGCAGUGUACAUUUAAUGAGAUCUAGUUUGUAACUGUACAGAGCAUUUUAAGAGUAGACAUGGUUCAACUUUGGCAUCCAGCAUACUUGGCUAAGUUCAGUCUGGAAGGCCUACUACUACUAUGUGGCACUGUGCCAACUUCUGUAGCAUUGAGAGAAGUUGUGUUUGUGUCAUGAAAACUACAUGAAUAAGCCUUGUGUAUCCAUCUACAUUUUAACCUAGAAAAACAUUUUAUGUAAUUGCUUUCAUGAUGGCAAAGGAAUUUUACAUUUUUAAGCAGUGAGGCAAUGUCAGUACUCAGAAACCCUGCAUCUAGAUCAUAGCCUGAAAAUAAGGAAGGCACAAAAAUGUAAAUAUGCCUGUGUGUGUGUGUGUGUGUGUGGGGGGGGGGGGGGUAGGAAAAGGGAUAAUGAAAAUAUGUAUGGCGGUAUCUUAUUUGAAAUCACAUACUGGGUUAUGAUGCAAUGAAAGGACAGAACAGGUUUAGUUUCAGGAUGCUGUGAUGUUGCCGAUUAAUAACAACUGGAGCAUAUAGUCUGUCUAACUGAUUUCUGACUUGGCAACAUUUUCAUUUGCAAUGAAUUUUACUGGUCACACUCCAAAGAAGGCUUUUUUUCCCCUGUGCAGUGUUUAGGUCAUGACCUUAUAGGUUCAUAGAUUAGUACUAAGCUAACUGCCCUUGUGAGCCGUUUUAAGCCUAGCCAAUUAUCCCUUGUGAGACUCAAACCCUGCACCUUGUGUUUGUAAAGCAAACACCUUAACCAUUCGGCCACCCUCCCAACCAACUUUUGGGGGCAAACUGAAAACAAUACAUGGGAGAUAAAUAUUCCCAAGUUCCCUAAUUAGCUUUAAAACUGUUAGCAGUAUAGCAGGAAGUGUGGCACUACAAAACUUAUGGUUCCUUUUAUUCCCAAAAAUUUAUUUUCAGUAGUGUGCAAGUAUGUUUGAUUUUUGACUAGCAGCAUCAUUUGAAGCAUACAUUAGGACUUGGACAGUGUGGUUCUUUCUUUUCAGAAGUUGCUUUUGUGUGUUCUGUAAUCAUAUACAGUAAACUCUCAGUUAACUGUCACCCAUGGGGGUUGGUAGAUGCUGGAUGACUGUAGUUGCUGGUUGCUUGAUAGUUACUACAAAAUUUCUAUAAAAAAUAGCCUUGACUAAUACUGUACCGUAUACUAUUUGUUUGGUUUGACUUGUUCUCAGGUUGGGGAAAGAGGGAAUUUAUUCAUAUCUUCCUUUUUAAAA